GAAACAUGAAGACAGUAAUAAAGACGAAAAACUGAGAGAAAAUAAAGGGAGAAAGAAGUCACGACAUCAUUUCUUGGUGCGGAAGAGGAGGAAGACAAGGGAGUAGCAAUUCUCUGGCCCUUCUGCCGAAACCCUCGUCGGUUCAUCUCCGUCUCCCUUUCUCUCUCCUUCACUAUCGCUGAGUCGGGCUCGAUUCUCCUAACAAACGAGGCGAGCUGCUGCAACGCCUGAUCUCCAUCGCGGGAAUCGCGAUCUCGGGAGGGCAGGGAUUUUGGAUGCACAAGCCGAUCUUGAAGCCGAAGCUUUCGCUGGAAUUCAGCUUGGAACAUGACCGGUAAUGGAGGAGGCGAGGACGGCACGGCAGCGUCCUCCUCGGCGUCGCCGCCGCUUGAUUGGAAAUUCUCUCAGGUCUUUGGCGAGCGAACCGCCGGCGAAGAAGUUCAGGAAGUUGACAUUAUUUCUGCAAUUGAAUUUGAUAAAUCUGGAGACCAUCUUGCCACUGGAGACAGAGGAGGGCGUGUGGUUUUAUUCGAGAGGACAGAUCUUAAGGAGCAUGGUUCUAGAAGGGAUCUUGAGAGGCAAGAUUAUGUAAUUAGCAGGCAUCCUGAAUUUCGAUACAAAACAGAAUUUCAGAGUCAUGAACCUGAGUUUGACUACCUGAAAAGCUUGGAAAUAGAAGAGAAAAUCAACAAAAUCAGGUGGUGCCAAACUUCUAACAGCGCAUUGUUUCUUCUGUCAACUAAUGACAAAACUAUCAAGUUUUGGAAGGUGCAAGAGAAGAAAGUCAAGAGAAUUUCUGAGAUGAAUGUGGAUCCUUCACAAGCUGCUGGAAAUGGUAACAUUUCUAGCUCAAAUACAUCUAGUCCAAGGGUGUACCUCCCAAAUGGUGCGUGUUCUGAAGUUCCAUACAAGAAUCUGAGCCAUGACAUCAACAUUCCUCCUGGAGGGUUUCCUACAUUGCGUCUUCCUGUGGUGGUACCUAGCCAAGAAACAAGCCUUCUGGCCAGAUGUCGAAGAGUAUAUACUCAUGCUCAUGAUUAUCACAUUAAUUCUAUUUCUAAUAACAGUGAUGGCGAGACAUUCAUUUCAGCUGAUGAUUUGCGCAUAAAUCUUUGGAAUCUGGAAAUUAGUAACCAGAGUUUUAAUAUUGUUGAUGUCAAGCCUGCAAAUAUGGAGGAUCUAACUGAGGUUAUAACAUCAGCUGAGUUUCAUCCUAUGCAAUGUAACACGCUAGCAUAUAGUAGCUCUAAGGGCUCGAUAAGGCUUAUUGAUUUGAGGCAAUCAGCUUUAUGUGAUAAUCACUCCAAGUUGUUUGAGGAGCGUGAGACACCUGGGUCAAGGUCCUUUUUCACCGAGAUCAUUGCUUCAAUUUCUGAUAUUAAAUUUUCAAAAUAUGGACGACAUAUUCUGAGCCGUGAUUACAUGACCCUUAAGCUGUGGGACAUAAACAUGGAUUCCGGUCCAGUCGCAACUUUCCAGGUCCACGAGUAUUUGAGGCCUAAGCUUUGUGAUUUAUAUGAAAAUGAUUCGAUCUUUGAUAAAUUUGAGUGCUGCCUGAGUGGAGAUGGGCUUCGGUUAGCUACUGGUUCAUAUAGCAAUCUUUUCCGUGUUUUUGGUUGUGCUUCCGGAAGCACUGAGGCAACAACUUUAGAAGCUUGCAAGAAUCCUAUGAGGAGGCAAGUACAAACACCUGCAAGGCCUGCAAGAUCUCUUAGCAGUCUAACUCGCGUUGUUAGAAGAGGAGCCGAAAGCCCCAGUGUUGAUGCCAACGGAAACUCCUACGAUUUCACUACAAAGCUACUCCAUCUAGCUUGGCAUCCAUCUGAAAAUUCAAUUGCCUGUGCUGCUGCAAACAGCCUGUACAUGUAUUAUGCAUAGCGAUGAUGGAUCUGGAUCAACAACAAUAUAUUACAUUCGGUCAGAAUUUUUUUGUUGGGAAACAAAGUCAUUUGCUUCUUCAUGUAGCUGCAAGGAGCUGCACGAGGGUUUGUUUCAUCAUUAGAUGUUGACACUUGUUUCAUAAUGCGGCGGGGCCGGACGAGACUGCCGGAAUCCAAGCGGAAGUUUAACCGCCUCUUGUUCCCUGGACGGCGGCGGCUUCAUUCUAAUUAUUCGUUUUCCAUUUUCCAUUUACCAAGGUGAGAGAGAUUGAAAAAAAGAACCAAAAUCUUCAUUGUGUUUCUUCCUUUAGGUCCCAAGAUGUGAUUUUAGCUCUUCAAAUGCUCUGCUCAGGAAGCUCACCUGACUCUGAUGCCCUCCCCGAAGAGGUUGUGCUGUAUUUUACCUUCUGAAAUUUCUGAAUUUGGCUAUCAUUAUUAUAAUUCAUACCUUCAGUUUUAUAACUCUUUAAUCAAAACUUCAGUGCAUCUUUCUUCUUCUUGAAUAAUUUUGAAUUAAAUUGCUAAUUAUAAGA
Dendrobium catenatum is the source of this 2413-nucleotide messenger RNA. RefSeq names its product serine/threonine protein phosphatase 2A 55 kDa regulatory subunit B beta isoform. Gene Ontology annotation, molecular function: protein binding; protein phosphatase regulator activity. Gene Ontology annotation, biological process: peptidyl-serine dephosphorylation. The record is from RefSeq and is a predicted model, not a curated record. The coding region runs from base 328 to 1878 and encodes 516 amino acids. Lineage: Eukaryota; Viridiplantae; Streptophyta; Magnoliopsida; Asparagales; Orchidaceae. The transcript is spliced from 14 exons. Gene Ontology annotation, cellular component: cytosol; protein phosphatase type 2A complex.